AUGUCUUUUACACAAGUCUCACCCGGCAGUAAAGUUCUUUUGAUCAACUCAUCUCACUCGGAUCCUUCCCAACUUGAAGAAGCUAAAUCAUUUUUGAUGCGACAGGUCACUGAAAGUGGUUUUGUCAAUAUUGAAAAAUUAAGUCAAAUAGUUCAAGGCGAUCUACCGAAUUCCGCAUAUAAUAUCAUUUAUACUAAUUAUUUUGGCUCCUUAGCUUCCGCUCAUAAUACCUCAACACUUUCAAAGUUUGCUUUGACGUUAGUACCAGGUGGUAUCCUUUACCUCAAGGAACCCGUCUUGCUCUCUUUAGGAUCCGCUGAAGUUCCAAUCACUCGCACGACUCAAGAUUUAAUUAGUGAACUCAAAUUAUCUGGGUUCGUAGAUUUUGAAAUCAAAAAUGCUACUAAAGUUGAGAUGAAUGAUCUGGUCAAUAUUGUAGAACAAGUCUGGGGAAUUACGGAUGAGAAUAAGAAAAGAGAUCUGGUUCAUUCAUUGAAUGGCCAAUUACAUUUAGUCGAAGUUGUAGCUAAAAAGCCAACGUAUGAAAUUGGUGCUUCAUUUGCUUUGCCAUUUGCCAAAAAAGCUGCAAACGGUAACGGUACUACAAAGAAAGCCUCCAUAUGGACUCUUUCUACUGAUGAUGAUGAAUUAGUCGACGAAGAUCAAUUGUUGGAUGAUGAUGAUUUGAUUAAACCUGAUAAGAGCACUUUAACUCGACCCGAUUGUGAAACUAGCGGAAAGAAAAAGGCUUGCAAGAAUUGUUCAUGUGGUCUUGCCGAAGAAUUAGAAAAAGAGAGUAAACCAGCACCAAAGGCUCAAACUUCGUCUUGUGGGAGUUGUUAUCUUGGAGAUGCGUUCAGAUGCUCAACAUGUCCCUACCUUGGAAUGCCGUCUUUUAAUCCUGGAGAAAAGGUUGUCCUUGGAGGCAAUAUGAUGCAGGAUGAUAUAUGA
This is a messenger RNA of Funneliformis mosseae, 951 nucleotides long. The record is from the annotation of a GenBank genome assembly. NCBI's taxonomy places the organism in Eukaryota, Fungi, Glomeromycota, Glomeromycetes, Glomerales, Glomeraceae.